This is a messenger RNA of Athene cunicularia (burrowing owl), 7029 nucleotides long. RefSeq names its product myotubularin related protein 10 (gene MTMR10). NCBI's taxonomy places the organism in Eukaryota, Metazoa, Chordata, Aves, Strigiformes, Strigidae. The record is from RefSeq and is a predicted model, not a curated record. The coding region runs from base 2234 to 4540 and encodes 768 amino acids. The transcript has 16 exons.
AACAUUUGCCAGUAAUUUUCCAUAGAGUUCUCUAUACAGUGAUGACUUCAUAAGGCUUGGAUGUUUUCUGUGCUUUUGCAUAGCAUGAACUGAAAUGAUAACCUCUCUGCCAUUAAAUGUGAAGUAACUACACUGACUUUGGCAGAGCUAUUUUGGACAUACAGCCAUUUUAAUAAGAUUUACAUAUGGCUCUGUAUGUGCAUAGAAGACCAACAGUGGAUUUGGAGCACACUAAACUGAAUAACAAUCAACACAUUUACUUGUCUGCCUGCAUGCUUUCUUGAAUACGGACUGAAAGGAUGCAAGCACAGAAUUUGCAUUUCUGAAGAGGCAUGUUUAAUACUGCUUUUCAGGAAGAUGCAUCCCUCUUACUGCUAAGUAUGGGGUGACUUCACAGCAGUGUCAGUGUGAAUUCCCCUACCAUUUUUUAUUAUGUGCUUGACCUAUACUGAACCAGGUCAAGCCUAAAGAGUGUGUGCUCUAAGGCUAUGUCUACAUGGAGACAUUACACUGAGGUAAUUUAAGUUUGUUCACCUUACAGUAUCUUGCAAUAUAGACAUUUCUUUCUCCCUCAAGGCAAAUGUUUUAAACACAGUGACUAACUGUAAUAUUCAUAUAGGCAGGUUCUUAACUAUACCAGCUGAUUCCACGAAUGACCCCUUUUUACAUUGCAUCAUUCUGGAACUACCCUGACUUUGCUCUUGCAAGCCUCUCCUAUUGUAGAGUCACUGUUUCCAUUUAGAUGUGGAUUUCAAUACCUGAGAACCAAGGAAGUCCAUUUUCCAUAUUAUUUAGGAAUGAAUUAAAUUAGCCAUCGAAACUUUCCAACUAUGGUUUCUCCACAUACAUUCCUAGGUUCUGGGCUUGACUAUUAUCUUUGGCAAAACGUGUAUCUGUCCUUCUAAAUAAAAAUUAAGAGAACAGAAGUAUCUGCAAAGCCUUGCCAGAAAACAGGAACAUGAGAAAGGCACAUGACCAAGGAUGUCAACAGGAUUAUUUCAUUAGAUCUGCAAGAUCCACAGGAUUGUGCCCUGUUAUGGGUGUUCUCACUAGUUAACCCACUGAUAUAAAACCAGUUUGCUGCCCAGCAUUUGCAGUAGAGGAGGUGAGUUUUCAGAGUGACAGCAACACUUGGACACGUUGCUGGGGUCCCACCUAGUAGUGUCGUUGCCAGCAUAUCACUUCUGCACCACUGUCAUGUCUGACUGGUCACUUCCAGUUGAACUACUGUUACACUCAAAAACUUGUUAUGAGCAAAAAGGAGACACACCUUGUAUGUAAAUUUAUUGUAUGUAUGUAUUGUUAGUGUAACAAAUUUUAACAGUUAAUUAUUAUUAGUCUAGAUCUAGUUACAAGAGAGGAGAGUCAAGAGGAGAAAACAGACUACUGCUAUGCUACUACAAGAAAAAAAACAAUAUAUGCACAUUUCCUACUAUCCACCUUUUUUUUUUUAAUGUUAUGUUCACACUUGCACUGAUGCUGUCCGUCUAACAGUCAGUGGCUAAAAUGCGAAUAGUGAGGAAAUGCCAGCUGUCAGCAUCCCAGGUCAUUCUCUAGGAUGAGCAUGAUGUUGAUGGUGGUUUCGUUUUCCUCAUUUUUUGUCUGCUUAGGAGCAUUUUUAUGUUUGCUGCCAACUUUACAUCAUGUUUUUCUUUAUUUGCCUUCAAAUCGUACAAUUACACCUGAAUUUCCUAGCUUUCACAACUAAACAAACAACAGAACAGCUUGAGGCAGGUUAAGGCAAAUUCAGACAAAACAAUCCUGAUAAGCCUCAGUCCUGAGGCCUUACAAAAUCAGCAUAAAGCCUGUGGCCUGUCACUAGCAGUGAUAGUACUCUAUUUAAUGGGCUACGAGACUACAUUAGCCCUAGAAGUGUUUUCCUCUCAUUACAGCCACGGCAGAUAAAUGCUCUACUGUGUGCAGUAGUCACCAGAGCUGAAUAUUUCAGCAUAAUUGCAGAUUUUGAUCCCUCACUGGGAUCCAGCAUCAAACAGAAAGGUAAGACAGAUGUAAAGAUCUGGUUGAUACGGCCAUUUAAUGCCCAAUUCAACUGGUGCCAGGGUCCAAGGUGGUUGGUGUAGUCAAAAAAACAGUACGCAGCAGUAGUUUGAGAUGCAGGCUGACAAAUCACAAGCCAUGGGAGAAGUGAGACAAAAACUACAGAUUGCCUUAAAACCGCAACCUUCUUUUGCUUUUUUCAACUUCAGCUUUAUCUGCAGAAACAAAAAUUGAUAUGGCAAAGUGGUGUUUUAUGGUUGAUGCCCUGUAUCUUUACAAUGGAUGUAAGGCUGAAGACCACAUAGCUUCAGAACCAAGGAUUAAAAAACUGGAACCAGUACUUUUGCCAGGUGAAAUUGUGGUAAAUGAAGUAAAUUUUGUAAGAAAAUGCAUCGCAACAGAUACAAGUCAAUAUGACCUGUGGGGCAAAUUGGUUUGCACUAACUUCAAGAUUUCCUUUAUUACGGAUGACCCAAUGCCACUACAGAAAUUCCAUUAUAAAAACCUCCUCCUUGGUGAACAUGAUGUCCCACUAACAUGCAUUGAGCAGAUUGUCACAGUGAAUGACACCAAGAGGAAGCAGAAGGUCCUUGGUCCCAACCAAAAACUUAAAUUUAAUCCAACUGAAUUAAUAAUUUAUUGCAAAGACUUCCGUAUUGUCAGAUUUCGUUUUGAUGAAGCAGGUCCCGAAAGUGCAAAAAAGGUGUGCCUUGCAAUAGCUCAUUAUUCUCAGCCAACAGAUCUUCAGCUUCUCUUUGCAUUUGAGUAUGUUGGAGAAAUAUAUCAUAAUCCAGCAAAGAAGGUGAAUGGAAUAGACCCAGGAGGUGGUGGUGGUGGCAUCGGCAGUGCCAGUGGUCAGCAGACGCCUUUGUUUGAAACUUACUCUGAUUGGGAUAGAGAAAUCAAAAGGACAGGUGCAUCAGAGUGGAGAGUUUGUUCAGUCAAUGAAGGUUAUAUGAUAUCUACUUGCCUUCCAGAAUAUUUUGUGGUUCCAUCUUCCUUAGCAGAUCAAGACCUUAAGCUAUACUCCUACUCUUUUAUUGGGAGACGAAUGCCAUUAUGGUCCUGGAAUCACCCUAACGGGAGUGCCCUUGUAAGAAUGGCCAACAUUAAAGACGUGUUGCAACAAAGAAGAAUUGAUCAAAGGAUUUGUAAUGCAAUAACUCGAAGCCAUCCCCUGAGAAGUGACGUUUACAAAUCUGAUCUGGACAAGUGUCUCCCGAACAUCCAGGAAAUCCAGGCUGCACAUAUCAAACUCAAACAGCUCUGUGUUAAUGAGCCUUUUGAAGAAACUGAAGAGAAGUGGCUAUCCUCACUGGAAAAUACUCACUGGUUAGAGUAUAUUAGAUCGUUUCUUAAGCAUUCUGCUGAGCUUGUAUAUAUGAUGGAGUGUAAGCAUGUUUCUGUAAUUCUACAAGAGGAAGAGGGACGGGACCUGAGCUGUCUUGCUGCUUCUCUCAUUCAAGUCAUGCUGGAUCCCUAUUUUCGAACAAUUGUUGGAUUUCAAAGCUUAAUACAGAAGGAAUGGGUCAUGGCGGGAUAUCAGUUUUUAGAUAGGUGUAACCACUUAAAGAGAUCUGACAAAGAGUCUCCUUUGUUCUUGAUGUUUCUUGACUGUGUUUGGCAGCUGCUAGAACAAUACCCAGCAGCCUUCGAGUUUUCUGAAAUGUACCUGACUAUAUUGUACGACAGUGCACGUAUCUCAUUGUUUGGCACUUUCCUUUUCAAUUGUCCUCAUCAGCGAGUAAAGGAAAGCACUGAAUUUGCCAUAAGCAAAAAUAUUCAGCUGGGUGAUGAGAAAGGCCUCAAAUUUCCUUGUGUUUGGGACUGGUCUCUUCAGUUUACAAGCAGGGAUCGCCUGCUCUUCCACAACCCUUUGUAUAUUGGCAAGAGCGCGCCAUGUGUACAAAAUGGAGCAGUGAAAACUUUCAAACGCUCAAAGAAAAACUACAGCUCCACAUUGCGAGGUGUCCCCCCAGCACUAAAAAAUGGAAUCAUCAGUGAGCAAGAGUUCCUUCCAAGAAGAAACUCUCUGAUACUAAAACUGAAACCAGACUUUCUACAGCAAUCGGAGAGUCAGAGCAACAGUAUGGAGCAGUACUUCAGAGACUGGUUUGCAAAGCCCGUUGAUUUGCACGGCGUAAUUCUACCCCAUAUCUCUGGAACACAAAUAAAACUGUGGAAACUCUGCUACUUCCGGUGGGUUCCCGAGGCCCAGAUUAACCACGGUGGCUUCAUCACUGCUUUCCAUAAAGUUUCUUUGCUGGCAGAUGAAGUAGACAUGUUAAACCGGAAUCUUCGGCAGUACAAAAGCAACUCUUCUUUGCAAGGCAACUGCUCGGAACUGGAUCAAAGCAGGAUGUACUUCAGAGCAAAUAGUUUAAAUGACACUUCUGGGGCCCCAGACUUUCUCUCCUCCUCAUUCCCAUUUUCUCCUGUAGGGAACCUGUGCAGACGGAGCAUUCUGGGAACACCUUUAAGUAAAUUUUUAAGUGGUGCCAAAAUCUGGCUGUCCACUGAGACACUUGCAAAUGAAGAUUAAGAUGAUGCGAUGGCUUAAAGGUUUGGGGAGAACACAGCAUAUCAUUUUGUCUUUUCUAAGUUAACACUGCUAAAGGAGGUAUUGAAAGCUGUAAUAGUUUUUAUAUACAAACAUUACGUAAGUUUUGCACAAAUAUUUAAAAGCAAAGCGAGUGAUCCUUCAAAUCGCACAAUUUUGUCUUUAGUAGUUCUCAUCUGCUAGAACUUCUGGUCCCUAAUCCCUUCUGUGUUUUUGUGGUUUGGCUCAUUAUAUGCGAUGGAGCAUUUCAUUAGCUAAUUGAAAGGCUUGCUGUGGUCAUUAAUGAGGGUUCUGCUUGAAAUAUCUUUUUUCCCAGAUAGUGACUAAAGUGACUUGUGUCAAAACAGCUUGGCAGGUUUGAUUUAGGAGUUAGGUGCAGUGGACACAGGCCGACAGCUGAAAUCUGGGAACAAACUAUUUUACCAGAUUGCCUUUUUAGGAAGAAUACUUAUGCAUACAUACAUACAUACUAAUGUUCUGUGACUUGAUCACUUUACAUCUGUGUUAAUGCAGUGUGUAUCCAUGGAGGGGGGGGUGGGGGGGUCCCUUCUCUUUCUCUCCCCAAAAUGUAUUCAUUAACAAUUAGUCAGAUUUAUGCUCCUUGUCAUUAGCUUGAAUUUAGACUAUAGGAAUCAACUUCAGGACGAUGCACUGUUAACCUUAAAACAUUUACUGUAGAUUUAGUAAUGUAGUAGCUUUAGAAGUGCCUUUAAUUGGGAGGAAACAGUAGCAAGGUUACUCUAAUGCAGCUGACCUCUCAACUUCUUAUAACAGACUGUUAUGGUAAGUUCUUGUUCCAACACCUGCCUCCCCCACUCCAUUUCUGGAAAUAACAGGCUGCCUACUCAAGAGAUGGCAAGUUUUUCCUCUUUAAGGUUAAUCUUGUUUGUAGGUCUCACGAGAGCCUCACUCUUUCAUGUAAGCACCUCAGAUACUCAGCAUUAUAUCCCUGCAUGGAUCCUGAUCCCUGCCAGCCCUCUCUUCUUCCUGUUGUAGGAUGAAGGAGCUCUCAGCAGAAUUCAUACUGAAGCGCUGCUGGUCCCAGAAAGGAGGACAUGCUCGAGGUGGCCAAAUCCGUGGGGGUGCUAGUGCUGUUGUCACUUGUAGGCAGGUGCUGGGAGGAGAGAGGUUCGUGGUGCCUUCUUUCUGCGUACUGCAUGUCCAGAUGGACAGGGCAAUGGACAACCACUGCUUGAGGGAAUGAAACCCAACAGGCUCCCUCGGCUUAAUGCAGCAGCCUCCUCUUUGCUCUAAAACCUUUUAAAUGAUACCUCUCCCCAGAUGCUAUGCCAGAAAGAGCCUCAAGUUUCAUAGGGAGAAAAAAGUAUACUGGGAGGGUGGAGGAAUAGUAAUGUGUCACUCUCAUAGGUUAAGGCUUCUGUUGACUACCUUCACUUAACAGCGAGGCUGCAUUUUGUAUUGACUGAUGGCUGUGUGAAACACAAACGGUAUCGAACCAACCCUGCGCUGCUUUUCAGGUGCUGACUCACAAAGUCAGGCACCGAAGGCCUCGUGUGGGAGGCUAGAAGCUAUUCUCAGUUAUCAGGGGGGCAGCUGUAUGAGGACAAUACACAGGUUUUUUUUAAAAAAGGCAGGGAGGGAUAGAAUUGCGAGCUCUUCAUUUGUUUCUAAAACCAAACUGGUCUUCAGCACAGCCUAAAUCACAGUGUGCGUUUUGGAUAUCUAAGAUUGCUCAAGUGUUUAUUUCAGAGAAUAUGCAUCUGGAGUGGCCUUACAGGCGCUUGUGUCAGAGAAGCGUGGUGCACACAGCACCAUAUUUCCCCGGGCUAGAAGCUACCUGACCUGCAGAGCUGUUGGGGGGCACUGGCUAUGCCGCCUUCUCACACGGUCUUCGGUUUGGUGGGGAUAAGGGGGCAGUUUCAUUGUAAAGGUGAGCUCAUGGGGUGGGGGGGUAGACUUCCUUUUUAACUAACCAACCCCCCAGAAACCUGUUUUUAUGCAAAGAAGCUGAGUGUGUGCGUGCAUGUGCACGUGUGCAUCUGCAUGCAGCCACGCACAUGCGUGUUAGGACAAAAUGCCAGAUUGGUUCUGGUCAACUGUUUGUGAGGAGAAAACGUGUAUUCACCUCAAUUGCCUAAUUAUGCUGCAAGAUGGUCUGAGCAUGUUAAAUGGUCCACAAACUAGUUGUGUUUAUUUACAAGCUUGCUGGAGCAGUUAUCUAACUUCUUCAAUUUAUUAUUCAAAUGUUUGUAUUAGUUUGCUUUUGUGAUUAUUUUUUUUUUUUUUCCCCCAUUAGCUUACAGCUUUCCCUGGUCUGAUACUUGACAUAAAAGACCUCAACCUGUGUGCUUAGUGUCUUUUGGUACCAAUUUUUUUUCUUUUUAAAAUUACAGUUAAAACUAUGGUGUCUCUUUUUUUUUUUUCCUUAAAAGUAUCUCUUUUUGGUUUAAAGGUACCAAAAAUGUGUAAAUAAUUAGUCCACACAGGCAGCUGGUGGAAUAAAAAAAAAA